AUGUUUAACCUACCUCCUGGAGGUGGUGGUUCAGACACAGGCGGCGCUAACUGGACGGAGAACGAAGAACGUGAUCCAGAGGCUUGUGUGGAUGGUGGUGGCGGGGGUGGAGGAGCUAAUGAAAACCCAGUCAUGGAUCCUUCCGUCGCUGGUGGUGGAGGCGGCGGUGGUUGUGAAAGCAGGAAACCUCCACUCAAACUCAAGGCUGCCUUUCCAAGCAAAGCGGCUGGUGGCAAGAUCGGAGGAAGUGGUAACCCGGGAACCGGUGGCAGACUAAUCGAGUCACUACUGUCAGCCCCUGAAACAGUGUUUGCAGCAGCUAAAGCAGCCGGUGACUUACCCCAGUUCACGGUUAACCGAUGGCCACCCAAAAUAAGACGUUCGUAG
Molecule: messenger RNA, 387 nt
Organism: Opisthorchis viverrini
Lineage: Eukaryota; Metazoa; Platyhelminthes; Trematoda; Opisthorchiida; Opisthorchiidae
Exons: 1
Coding region: 1-387 (128 amino acids)
Source: RefSeq, a predicted model, not a curated record